Molecule: messenger RNA, 945 nt
Organism: Alnus glutinosa
Lineage: Eukaryota; Viridiplantae; Streptophyta; Magnoliopsida; Fagales; Betulaceae
Product: thaumatin-like protein 1
Exons: 2
Coding region: 7-774 (255 amino acids)
Biological process (GO): defense response
Cellular component (GO): extracellular region
Source: RefSeq, a predicted model, not a curated record
AGCCAAAUGAACCAAGCACAAGCCAGCUACAUAAAAAUGGUUUCCUUGGCCAACCUCUUGUUGUCCAUCCAACUCCUCUUGAUCACCUUCUUUCUCAUCCCCUCCUCCCAAGCAGCCGUCUUCGAAAUCCGCAAUGACUGUCCUUACACUGUUUGGGCAGCAGCCAGUCCCGGUGGUGGUCGCCGCCUAGACCAUGGCCAAAGCUGGACCCUCAAUGUGGCAGCCGGCACUGCCAUGGCACGUAUUUGGGGCAGAACAAGUUGUAAUUUUGAUGCUGGUGGUCGUGGCCAUUGCAAGACCGGGGACUGCGGUGGGGUCCUAGACUGCAAAGGCUGGGGUGCCCCUCCUAACACUCUAGCUGAAUACGCCCUAAACCAAUUUGGAAACAAGGAUUUCAUUGACAUCUCCCUAGUGGACGGGUUCAACAUCCCCAUGGACUUCAGCCCAACUUCUGGAGGGUGUCGAGGAAUUAAGUGCACCGCGGACAUCAACGGGCAGUGCCCGGGGGAGUUGAAGGCGGCAGAUGGGUGCAAUAACCCGUGUACAGUUUUCAAGCGCAAUGAAUAUUGCUGCACUCAAGGGCAAGGGAGCUGUGGACCAACCAAUUUCUCAAAGUUUUUCAAGACUAGGUGCCCAGAUGCUUAUAGUUACCCUCAGGAUGAUCCUACAAGCACAUUUACAUGCCCUGGUGGGACUAAUUAUAGGGUUGUGUUUUGCCCAAGAGGGUCUCCUCGUUUCCCUCUUGAGAUGGUUGGAAGUUUAAGCGAGGAGUGAAAGAACUAGUAUCUGAUCGAGGCUUUGAGAGCUUCGUCAAAAUAAGAUCUGAGUUUGUUUUUGUUUUUUUUUUGUUUUUUGUUUUUUUGUUUUUUUGUUUUUUGUGCUCAGCUCAGCUGUAUAAUAGAAAACGAAUUGAAAUAAGACUGCAAGUUCUUUUCAUCAAGGAAA